UAUUGCUAUACUGCAGAACUGCAGACGUGCCAGAGGCCGCAUGUAUAUAUAUACGUAUAUAUACGUGCAGUGUGUUUGUAGGGGGAGAGAAAAGAGUAAAGAUAGCACGCUGCACGUUUAGGACACGUAAAAUAGGACAGUUGGUGUCUAUAUCUUCCCGAAGUCGUUGUCUUGUGUUGUUGCUCAUUUUAUCUCGCUGCUGCUGCUGCCUCAUCGUCGAGGAAAAAGAGGGCGGAUGCGCGUCCUGCCUUGGACAGCUUGGUUGUACAUACAGCACUUGUAUGGAGUAUAGCGCGUACAAAUGAGUGUUGUGAUUUUUUGCUAUCUACAUAGUCUGCCGGCGUCCAGGCGUCCUGAGUAGUAUUGUGUUACAUUUACCUGCAGCCUAUGAGGAGCGGCACCCAACAUUAUUAUUCCUUAUCAGUCGCACACAAAACACAACACGCUCAUUAUACGAUUGUUCUCACACACAACACACAAGGCUCGUCCUUAUACAUUGGAUACGAAAAGCAAAGUUCAGCGAGCGUCUGUCCGUGACUCUGUGUCCAGGGCAUCCUCUUGUUAUUGUGCUGACAUGCGACUUGCUUGAGCUCGCCUCAUCCAGAGAGAUACAAGCUUCUGUAUUUAGGUACUUCUUCCUUGGACACUCCACGUGGAGAUUAAAAAGUGGCUGCCAUAAUGUGGUCAUCAACAACCAACAGUGGCAAUGCGGGAAAUCCGAAUUUGCGUACCCUAGGUAUGACAUCUGCCAUUAGUAUGGCAGAACCAAAACCCAGUGACCGCAUUAGGACGCAAGAACUCAAAGAAUCUCUCAAGCCAUACAAUGUUUUUGACUCAGAAGAAGGACUUAAUCAUAGGAUGGAAAUAUUAAGUAAGUUGAACACCUUAGUUAAGCAAUGGAUUCGAGAGACCAGUAUUUCAAGAAAUAUGCCUCCAAGUGUAGCAGAACAAGUGGGGGGUAAAAUAUACACAUUCGGAUCAUACAGAUUAGGUGUACAUCACAAGGGAGCUGAUAUAGAUGCAUUAUGCGUUGUACCUCGGCACAUAACUAGAAGCGACUACUUUACAUCAUUUUUAAAUAUGCUUAGAACUCAAAAAGAAGUUGCAGAACUGAGAGCCGUAGAGGAAGCAUAUGUACCUGUAAUAAAAAUGAAUUUUGAUGGUAUAGAAAUCGAUUUAUUAUUUGCCAGAUUAUUACUAAAAGAAGUUCCUGAUUCAAUGGAUCUUAAAGACGAUCUACUUUUAAAAAAUUUAGAUGAAAAAUGUGUUCGAAGUCUGAAUGGUUGCAGGGUAACAGACGAAAUUUUGCGUUUAGUUCCAAACAUAGAGAAUUUUAGACUAGCUCUCAGAGCUAUAAAACUCUGGGCCAAAAGACACGGAAUUUAUAGUAACAUGUUAGGCUACUUGGGAGGUGUUUCUUGGGCUAUGCUAGUUGCAAGAACAUGUCAGCUUUACCCUAACGCCGUUGCAUCAACGUUAAUAGAAAAAUUUUUUCUCGUUUUUUCACAAUGGAAGUGGCCACAGCCAGUGCUUCUAAAAUCGCCAGAUACCGUAAAUUACGGCUUUCCAGUCUGGGAUCCACGAGUUAAUGUAGGUGAUAGGUACCACGUAAUGCCAAUAAUCACACCUGCCUAUCCACAGCAGAAUUCCACAUUUAAUGUAUCACUGUCAACUAGAACAAUAAUGCAAGAGGCAUUUGAAGCGGGUCAAGUUGUUACAGAAGAAAUCGUUAUGGGCAAAGCAACGUGGGACAAACUGUUUGAACCACCAAACUUUUUUGGCAAAUAUAAACACUAUAUUGUUUUAUUUGCAAGCAGUUCAUCAUCAGAGGAUCAACUGGAGUGGUGUGGACUAAUUGAAGCAAAAAUACGACAUUUGAUAGGUACGUUAGAAAGGAAUCCACACAUCACAUUAGCACACAUAAACCCAGAAGCGUUUCCACCGUUACAUUCGGAACCUGAUAAGUUUGUGUCCAUGUGGUUUAUUGGGUUAACUUUUAAAAAAGGAGAACACCUAAACAUCGACCUUACGUAUGAGAUCAAAUCUUUUGUUGAUAUGACUGAACGACAAAUUAAGGUAUUUAAACACGGUAUGACGAUAGAAGCACGGCAUGUAAAGAAAAAGGAUCUAGCUAAUUAUAUUUCCUCAUCUCUAAUAAAAAGAGAACGAAAGACUUCAAGCGGCAAUCAGCGGAAUGUAAAUGGUAAUAGCGGUGUUUCACCUCGGAAUCCAAGUGAUCAAACAUUGAGGAAAAGAAGGUCAGAUCAGAACAUCGAUAUUAGCGACAAAAAGCGGAAAGUACAGGAAAGCGAACAACAGACGAAACAGCCAGUACCAACACAACAGAAAGAAGAAGAUGUUGUAGUUGUUCAGUCUUGUGGAGAUGACAGUAAUUCAGGAUUCAGUUUGGAAGAGUAUAAACAAAAUUCGACGCCUGCUAAAGAAGUAAGAAUUUAA
Messenger RNA from Copidosoma floridanum, 2457 nucleotides. RefSeq names its product poly(A) polymerase hiiragi (gene hrg). Lineage: Eukaryota; Metazoa; Arthropoda; Insecta; Hymenoptera; Encyrtidae. Gene Ontology annotation, cellular component: nucleus. The record is from RefSeq and is a predicted model, not a curated record. Gene Ontology annotation, molecular function: RNA binding; poly(A) RNA polymerase activity. Gene Ontology annotation, biological process: RNA 3'-end processing.